AUUGAAUUUCAAUUUGCGUUUUGGAGAAAAGGGAAAUUGAGGAGCGAUAGAAAUGCUCGAUGGAUGGGAAGCCUAACCCGGAUUCCUCUUCCCCGAACUUCCUCCGCCACGUUCAAGCCGCCUUGAAACGACACCGUCCUCUCGGUACAAUGCAGUCCAAUUCCAUAAGGCCAAGACGCACUCUUCUUCCUCAACGAAGGGUUUCCAAUCCCACUGAAUCCAACAACUCUCUAGAAAUUUCAUCUAAGGACUCAAUUUCAGUUCACAGCAACGUCGCUGUUUCUUCUCAAAACCUAGAAGCUCAGAAGAAAGUUCACUUUUCAAUUCAAACCAACAUUGCUCCGCAGGAAAUGGAUUGGGUUGAAGGCAACCAACUCGAAGCGUCGUCGUCGCUUGGAUUCAACCAAGACUCGAAGCAACAAAAUGUUCAGCAGGCAGAGUUUGAUGCCAGUUUGAGAUCUGAUGGUGGAGUAAGUUCUGUUUUGCCGAAGGGAACUGUGGUUAUGCAGGAUCAUCUGCAGCAAUUCAGAAGUUUUUUGAGUCAGCCAGCGACGCAAUCUUCGGUUAUGGGACCUUCUUGUGCUACAACUACCUCGGUUCAUUCAACUUCAGCUCCCAUGUUAAAUUCAACCACCCGUUAUUCUUAUUUGCAUCAAGAUGGUGGUUCACGUGUGGCUGCCGAACCUUUGGGGAAGCUUAAUGUUAAUCCUCAUCCUACAACUGAAGUGGUUAUGAAAUCAUUAAAUGCUUCAAUAAAAGAAAUCAAUAGAGUUGAUCAGGCAGAAGUUGAAGUUCGAGUGGCUGGUCCUGUUAUUGAUACAGAGUUGGCAUCUAAAGAGAGUGAUCAAUCUAAGGAGCAACAGGGAUGGAUGUUAAAGGAAACUGGGCAUUCCAAAUAUACUUGUGAUGACACUAAAGGGAAAGAACCUGCAGAUGAUGGCAACAUACAAGCGCAGGUUACAUUGCCCUCAACUGCAUCUUCAGGUGUGAAGUUGGAGCCUUCUAGAUUAGAAAAACAAGAGAAGGCUGCAAGUAGUAAAGGUUCAUCUACUGCUCGGAAAAGGAUGUAUGAUCCUGAUUUGUUUUUUAAAGUCAAUGGCAAGCUAUAUCAACGUCUUGGCAAGAUAGGUAGUGGUGGAAGCAGUGAGGUACACAAAGUGAUUUCAUCAGACUGUAGGAUCUAUGCACUUAAAAAGAUCAAGCUCAAGGGUCGCGAUUAUGCUACUGCAUGUGGGUUUUGUCAAGAGAUUGAAUAUCUAAAUAAGCUGAAGGGAAAGGAUAACAUCAUACAGCUUACAGAUUAUGAGGUGACUGACAAAGCUUUGCUUGAGGAAGUUAUGAAAGGAUCCUGCGGUAAUAAAGAUGGCCGGGUCAAGGAUGAUGGAUAUAUAUACAUGGUACUUGAAUAUGGGGAAAUUGAUUUGGCUCACAUGUUGUCUCAGAAGUGGAAGGAGCUGGAUGGAAACGACCAGACCAUAGAUGAGAACUGGCUUCGAUUUUAUUGGCAGCAAAUUCUUCUAGCUGUCAACACUAUUCACGAGGAACGAAUUGUGCACUCAGACUUGAAGCCAGCUAACUUCCUCCUUGUCAAAGGUUCCCUAAAACUGAUUGAUUUUGGUAUAGCAAAAGCAAUAAUGAACGAUACAACCAACAUCCAACGAGAUUCACAGGUGGGUACGCUAAGUUACAUGUCUCCAGAGGCAUUUAUGUGUAAUGAGACUGAUGCGAAUGGAAAUGUAAUUAAGUGUGGUCGGCCAUCAGAUAUCUGGUCCCUGGGCUGCAUCCUUUAUCAAAUGGUAUAUGGGAGAACACCUUUCUCUGAGUAUAAGACAUUUUGGGCCAAAUUCAAAGUUAUAACUGAUCCAAAUCAUGAAAUUACGUAUGAGCCAGUUUCAAACCCAUGGCUUAUGGAUCUUAUGAAGAGGUGUCUAGCAUGGGAUCGCAAUCAAAGGUGGAGAAUUCCCCAGCUACUCCAACAUCCUUUUCUUGUUCCUCCUGUACCAUCUUAUCCGUCUUUGUCCCAAGACCAUAGCUGUAAACUGCUACAACUCAUUGCUGAAACUUGUACAUAUGACCCGGAAGCAUCCCAACUCUGUACUCAGCUCCAGCAGCUUCUUGUUGAUCCAUUCAAGAUAACAUCUCCUCACUCACUAAAUUCACGAGAUCAACAACUAAAACUGCUCUCCCAAAUGUCAGAACUCUGUAUUCAGCUACAGGAUUGUUUGACAAAUACUGAAAACAACUAGGUGAGGAAGAAAGCUAGGGAGUUGAUCAGUGGGUGUAUAAUUUUUUUGGGCUAUUUGCAAUAUAUUUUCAACUUAAUUUUUUCACUCACUUUAUACCCUCUAUGGUUCUCAUUUUUCCAUUACAUCUCCCAUCCUAUUUAUCAUGUUUCCACCCUCCUCUGGCCCCUCCCGAAGUGUGAUUGAAAAAAUCUUUUGUACUUCUUCGAUCUAGUUGUAGUAAAUGUAAUAAUCGUCAUAGCAUUUUUCAUGGGUUAGCAGUUUACUGGGUGGCAUCGUGUGUAUUUCCCAUUAUUCAGAUGGAUUAUAAUGUGUAGCAAGUGAAUCAAUUUAGUACAGGUCUUGUAUAAAUUUUGUGAAGCUAGACAAGUGCCAGGUUCCAUUAAUGUUUUAAUGAGCAAAUUAUACGUCUAGAUUUUUUUAAAAUUUUAUGCAUAUAUCUUUUCAAGUUUUAGACAUUUGUUACUGCUAUAGAAGUGUAUGUAGUUAUACUGGGAUUUUUUAAAGCAAUUAGAGUUUAUUUGGGUCUGUGAAAAUAGCUUAUAGCUUGUGUAAGUAUAUUUUAACCUAUUUUUAAAAGCUUAUGUGAAUCUUAUUUAAAUAAGAUUUUUUUGUGAAAAGCUUACAAAAAGAUUGUGUUCAAUUUUCUUGAUUAUUUUUUUAUUUCCGCAUAAAUAAAAGUCCAUGAUUGUAAUUUCGUGGACUGAGGCAACAAGAGUAUUUUCAUCACAUCUAGGUAAGAUCAAAACAUUUUUCCUUUAAAAUAAAACUGCUUUAAUCUAGCACGCACAGACAAUAAUUAAAAUAAGAAAAAUAAAUCCCUCUUCUAAAACAGGCAGCACCUACUUUUUUUCCCCUUCUUACCCUUACUUUCCUCCUACUACGAGACAGUAAACACU
Messenger RNA from Abrus precatorius (Indian licorice), 3142 nucleotides. Its product is annotated as probable serine/threonine-protein kinase mps1. Gene Ontology annotation, molecular function: protein serine/threonine kinase activity; ATP binding; protein serine/threonine/tyrosine kinase activity. Bases 60 to 2246 code for a protein of 728 amino acids. The record is from RefSeq and is a predicted model, not a curated record. The transcript has 6 exons. NCBI's taxonomy places the organism in Eukaryota, Viridiplantae, Streptophyta, Magnoliopsida, Fabales, Fabaceae. Gene Ontology annotation, cellular component: nucleus; kinetochore; spindle. Gene Ontology annotation, biological process: peptidyl-serine phosphorylation; chromosome segregation; protein localization to kinetochore.